This is a messenger RNA of Setaria italica (foxtail millet), 2164 nucleotides long. RefSeq names its product CBL-interacting protein kinase 10. The transcript is spliced from 2 exons. Gene Ontology annotation, molecular function: ATP binding; protein kinase activity. Gene Ontology annotation, biological process: protein phosphorylation; signal transduction. Bases 581 to 1930 code for a protein of 449 amino acids. Lineage: Eukaryota; Viridiplantae; Streptophyta; Magnoliopsida; Poales; Poaceae. The record is from RefSeq and is a predicted model, not a curated record.
CUAUAAGUAAGGUCUCUCUUACAGAGCUAGCGCAUGGUUUCGCUCGCGCGAUCGAAUCUGAAAAUCUGCUGCUAGUUAUUCGGUUGUUGUUACAGGGUCCAAAGCCCAGCAGAGGAAUCGCAUCUAGGCGAACUCUCUUCUCGCGCACUGGGGUUCCUCUAUUCAUCUUGCCUGAAUCCUUUCCGCAAAGGCGGCGGCCUGAUUUGGGAGCAGCUCUUUCGCUUCCCGGAUCGCCGGGAUCAGUAUUGGGCUUUCAGUAAGAGAUAGAAAUAUCAAGGGAUGCUGAAAUUAUGUGCUUGCAUGAUAGAGUAGCUUGUCUAAGGACUGGCAGGGUAGCCAACCAUAUUCGUAGUUCUCUUGAUUUUGAUGACAGCAGAGCACAAUAUGAACAACAUUUGCUCCAUGUGCACACGCACAAUGGGGCUAGGCAUGGCAGUUCAACCAUCACCUUAGGUUACUUUCUUGGAGGAGACGGGUGAAAUUGUUGGUUAUUUGCGGACACCUUCUACAUCAUUUGGUGCUCAUUAUCAACUUUAUAAGUUUAAAAAAUCAUUACUUUUGUCCAUAAAACAUUGGGAAGAUGACCGAGAAAGGAAAUAUUCUGAUGCAAAGAUAUGAGAUGGGAAAGUUACUUGGGAAAGGGAGUUUUGCCAAAGUUUACCAUGCUCGUUGUGUUAACACUUCACACAGUGUUGCUAUCAAGGUGAUUGACAAAGAUAAGAUCUUUAAGUGUGGUCUUAUGGAUCAAAUAAGUCGAGAGAUUUCGGUGAUGAAGUUGGUGAAACAUCCAAAUAUUGUACAAAUGUAUGAGGUGAUGGCUACUAAAACCAAAAUAUAUUUUGUGUUAGAAUACGUCAAGGGAGGAGAGUUGUUCAACAAGGUUCAACGAGGAAGGCUAAAAGAAGAUGUUGCUCGUAAAUAUUUCCAACAACUAAUUAGUGCUAUUGAUUUUUGUCAUAGUAGAGGAGUUUAUCACCGUGAUUUGAAGCCUGAAAAUCUUCUUCUUGAUGAAAGUCGCAAUCUCAAGAUCUCAGACUUUGGUUUAAGUGCACUUCCAGAUUGCAAGAGACAAGAUGGGUUACUCCAUACAAGUUGUGGUACUCCUGCAUAUGUUGCUCCAGAAGUAAUAAGUAGAAAAGGAUACGAUGGUGCAAAGGCUGACAUAUGGGCUUGUGGAGUGAUUCUCUAUGUGUUGUUGGCAGGCUAUCUUCCUUUCCAGGAUAAGAACUUGGUAGACAUGUAUAAGAAAAUUUGCAAAGCACAACUCAAAUGGCCAAGUUGGUUUUCUUCAGAUAUUCGAAAGCUUUUGCGGCGUCUUCUUCAUCCAAACCCCAGUGCACGGAUCUCUAUUGCAGAAAUCAUGGAACAUCCUUGGUUUAGAAUUGGUCAUCCAAAUCAUGGAAAAUUGUUUGAUUAUACCAUGAAUUCGACAGAUAAUGUUAUGCCCAUUGACAUGAAUUUGGCUUUGGAUCAUUCCAAUGCCAAUACUGUUGGGGGUAAUCAAGCAGUAGAAAAACUUACUAAUUUGAAUGCUUUUGACAUCAUCUCACUUUCUAAUGGAUUUGAUCUCUCUGGCAUAUUUGAGGAGAACUCAAACAAGGAGGAGGCUAAAUUCACAUCUACCAACACAGCUUCGACAAUCAUUACAAAGCUCGAGGAAAUUGCAAUGAGCUUGCGACUAAAGAUAACAAAGAAAUGUGGUGGAUUGCUGAAGAUGGAAUGUUCCAAACCAGGAAGGAAAGGUGUGAUGUCCUUAAAUGCUGAAGUAUUUCACAUCACACCAAAUUUUCAUCUAGUGGAGAUCAAGAAAACCAAUGGCGAUACCCUUGAGUACCAAAAGGUUAUGAAACAAGUUAUGAGGCCAGCACUGAAAGAUAUUGUGUGGGCUUGGCAAGGUGAGCAGCCUGAAAAGGAGAAGCAACAAUCUUAGAUGUUGUGACAAGUGUAAUAAUAGUAGAGAUUGUGACAAACCAAAACUCUAAUUGUUGACUCAAUAAUGUACUCUUCUUUUUUUUUUCUCAUCCUCAUAUUUUAGUCCAGAGUUUUACACUUCUAUUGGCUGUUCAAGUGGAAAUGGUUUCUAUCUUGACGAAGCUUUUCUUAAACCAAUGAUUUGAUUGCUGAAAAUCUGCAUAUUGUUAAAAGGAAGGCGGUUUUACAUCAA